ACAGUGUCAUCAACCUCAAAUGAAACACAGCCAGAAGUAGAUGCAGUUCUUGCUAUUGAUGAAGAUGACUGCGGAACUAUAUACGCUCACAAGAAUCUUCUGGCAGCUGGAUCCGCAUAUUUUCGCAAGCUUUUCUACGGCUCGAAGCUAGAAGCUGCUGCAAAUGAAACUGCCAACAUGGCAGGCGGGGGCGAG
Messenger RNA from Amoebophrya sp. A25, 195 nucleotides. The record is from the annotation of a GenBank genome assembly. NCBI's taxonomy places the organism in Eukaryota, Dinophyceae, Syndiniales, Amoebophryaceae.